AUGUCUCCCGACUAUGAAUCACUCGAUGCCCCCGAUGGGUCAUCGUUAACCUGGAUCUUUGAUCAUUGCUUGCGUUACGCCGACCAAUACGAAAUCUCUCUUCGCGCUGCUUACGAGCUCAACUGCCAUCCCACCAAAAGCACCAUGGCAAGCUCCAACACUCCUUCCGUGUUGUCUCGCAACUCGGUGUGGUCGAAGGCAUCCAAGUCUACCCACCGCAGCUCCGACACGCCUUCUUUUGAUGGUGAUGCCAAUGCCCAGUUUCGUGCAUUCCUCACCCGUACUGUUUCCCAACUGCCUUCCCAGCCCUGCUCGCUGCCUCCGAGCUUCACUACCUCUUUUGUGCGCCGUUGCUUCUGUUUGGACCUGGCCGAAGUCGACUUUGCCCAGGCCUUGACUGCCCUUGAUUACCUGAAAGAUCUUCAGGACCGUUGGAAGAAGGAAAUCGAUGCCGCUUUCCGUCGCUUGAAUGUGACUGCCGAUGAUGCUCGGGAUCCUAAGAACUCGGAGCUGGCUCGUCAGUACCCUGGUGUGAUGACCUGGUACCAGGAAAUCAACGGAAAGGCCCGCAUGAUCGACUUCUUGUACACUCAAGUCUAUGUCGGUCUCCGUCGCUGGAUCUUGAUCAAUGAAAUGAUGCUUGAGCCGUACAACAAGCCUAACUGCCUGGCUCUUCUCAACACGCUACUGCCACCUGUUCACGCCGCAAGUCUGACUCCGACCCAGCAACUCGCACCAAAGACACUGGAAAACCACCGCGAUGCAUUCUUCACUUUCAUCAUCAAGUUUGAGGAGAACCCCAGAAUCUUGGACCCUAUUAUGAAGCAAGGCACCCGUCCGGGUGAUGACAACGCCUGGCCUGCGGUGUACGAUACCAUGGACAGAUACCUGACUGCCGUCGUCGAGGUGAUUGACGAGUGCGCCCUAAUCAACGACCGAUCUGAAGUCGCCAAGAGCAGCUCGCGCCGCACCGAUUCGGGAAUCAGCUUCGCCGCCUCUACCUCGCGCCCAAUUUCCCGCCCUUCAACCUCCUACUCCCAGGAAUCCCAGGACAGUGAGAAGCCUCUUCCCAACUUCCCCGCACCCCCUGUCAUGAGCAAGCACGGAUCCAUCUUGGAGCGCUUCGCCAGCUCGAUGUCAGGGUGGACCAAAAAGGAUUCUAAGAAGGAUCUCAAGAAGGAGCAGAAGAAGGAGCUGGCCCGGAGCCUCAAGAAGAUGAAGUCCUACAAGGAUAUAUCCGGUCGCCCUGAUAGCUCUUCCAACCCGCAGCAAACUUCGCCCAACUUCAACACAAAAAUGCUCUUCGAUAUGACCGAAGAGAAGCGCCAGCGCCUCAUUGACGAGGCCAGAGCUCGCAAACAAAUCGACGCGCCCGCCCACAUCCAUCCUGAUGCCAUUGCCGUGGCCAUCUAA
Molecule: messenger RNA, 1413 nt
Organism: Penicillium nucicola
Lineage: Eukaryota; Fungi; Ascomycota; Eurotiomycetes; Eurotiales; Aspergillaceae
Exons: 1
Coding region: 1-1413 (470 amino acids)
Source: RefSeq, a predicted model, not a curated record